AUGACUGGCCGUCAGAUGGAUCUCAAAAGGGAGGGACAAGCUUGCUUCAAGAGGAUGGUUGAAAUAAGAGAGGAGAUGCAAAUUUUAAGGCAGGAAUUCGCUGAGCUGGAGAAAGAGAUGAUUCAGAGGAGGGCCAUGGAGACUUCUCUAGUUGCGGAUUUAUCAAAACUCACUCGCACCGUUGAGUCUGAAAAGGUGGUGGUGGAGGAGUGGACUCAAUUGGUGGCCGAACUGAAGGAACUAUGGAAAGAGAGAAACAGGAGAACUUUUGAAGGUUUGGCUUUGCCUUUUGAAAAUGUUAUUCACCUAAUCAAAUUGUCUAUUUGGUCAAGUCUUUCAGUUACCAAGGAGGGUUGGGGGGUCUCAAAAGUUGAUGUGAUGGUCAAUCUUUCUAACUUAUUUUCUCUUGGUGUGAAGAAAUGUUGGCCUAAGGGUUUGCGGUUUGUUCCUCCAUUGGGUUGUCUUAAGAUCAACUUUGAUGGAAGCUCUAUGGGGAACCCGGGCCCAGCUGGCAUUGGGGGUGUUAUCCAUGAUUGUUAUGGGAAUAUUGUUUUAUCCUUUAUAGGUCCAAUUGGUUUAGCAACAUCGAACUUUACAGAAAUGAGUGCUCUACUUAGGGGUUUGAAAAUUUUCUUAAAAUGGAAUCUGGGUUCCACUUGCCUGAUUGAAGGAGAUUCUUUGAAUGUUAUUAGGUGGCAUAGAAAGGAGCAAAAGGUACCUUGGGAACUCCUGUCUUUGUGGUUACAGAUUAUGGAUGCUUCUGCAUCUUUAUCUGUUUCUUUCUCCCAUGUUUAUCACGAGGCAAAUUGUGUCACUGAUGCAUUGGCUAAGGGGGGUGUUGCUCUAGACUCCCUUUCUAUUUCAGAUGAUGUAAUCUCCUUUUAG
Messenger RNA from Amborella trichopoda, 885 nucleotides. RefSeq lists its product as uncharacterized. NCBI's taxonomy places the organism in Eukaryota, Viridiplantae, Streptophyta, Magnoliopsida, Amborellales, Amborellaceae. The record is from RefSeq and is a predicted model, not a curated record. Gene Ontology annotation, molecular function: nucleic acid binding; RNA-DNA hybrid ribonuclease activity.